AUGACGCCCGAGAUUUCUCGACCACGGGUCUCUUCCAUUGAGCCGGCGACCGACGUCGACCUGGUCGCUGGCUUGUGGCAAGAGGCGCCCUUCGCCCGCUUACCUGCUGACGCUCCGCCCGAACUUGAAGCAUACGUCCAAAACAUCGAGAACCCGGCGCGGGUUUAUGCCAUUCAUCGCGCAAGUCGCCGCCACGACUUUCAGCUUUUAGUUGAGAGAUACGUGGUUCAACUGCGGUACGGUUGCGACAACGUCAACUGCGCAACACCCACCUGCUUCACAUGUCGACGCCGUUUGGCCGGCAAAGCGCCCAUCCGCAGGUACAACGCGACAAGCGCGAGAACGUUGGCUGUAUACUUGGCUAGUCAAGACAAUCCCGAAAACGGAUUAUGUCCCUUCCUCCGCAAAUCCAAGGAGCCAUCUGCAGCCCUUGGUAACUUGAUCUUCUCUCCACGACCACCUUCACCUCCGCAUCCCGACUCCAAGAGAUCUUCCCUCAAAGCAUCCCCAAUCCUGCGCAAGGAUAACCCUUCCACUCGUCAACGUUCGCGUUCAUCUUCCUUCCAAGGAACAGUGCUCAAUUCCACCAACAACCCGGCAUAUCCGACUCAUGCCGACACCAAAUUCCAUACGAACCAAGCUUCAAACUCGACGCAAAGUGACGAUGCACCUCAUAUCCGCGUCGUUGAGGCUCCCGUUAGCAAAGAUCAUCGAUCGUUUGCCGCCAAUCUUUUUGGAACCGUAACCUUCAAGAUGCUUGAAUGGCUCACACCUCGAGGCAUGACGGUCAUGUCGCAGCAAGUCAACGACAUCGCAGGGCCGCAUCGGACGAAACCAGCAAUCAACGUCAAUACUCCCCAGGAACGGACAGCACCACACCCUGAACGUCAGGCAUCCACUCCAUCUGGGUCCAACACGAAGCCAAAUGAAGCACAUGAUAUGGCCCCUCCAAAGCCUGAAAUUGGACUUAAUGAUGCUUCAUUCUGUGCCAAGGGUGCUAGAUCCGGGCACGGCUCGAUCUCGAAGUCAAGGGGUGGAGCAUCCCCAAAAGCCAAGAAGACGCCUUACGAACCAGUAAACCCCAUCGAAAGAAGGGACAACACCAAAUCAACCAUCUUAUCUCCUCGGAUGAGCAGUAUCCUCCAUGACAAGCCAGCGCAACCGAAGGCCACUAUCACAACGUCAGCUCGGGCAAUACCAGAAGCGCCAGCAAGACCCGCCUUUUUCGAAAACGUGACAAAACCCUCACAUCCUUCAAUACCGACAGGUUCUCCUCCAUCUUCGCCAUGUGCACCACGAGAAGAGCACAACACUGAGCAUCUCGGUACGCCAAGCCGUCAUCCUAAACAUGGUGCCCAGGUGCUACAGGUGAAAGACUCCGUUGAGGAAGACGCAGAGCCUCUAUCUGUGUGGUUGAAUGAAACCUUGCCCCAGGCGUUAUCCCGACUUAAUGUUGAUCUUAUCAACUUCAUAUGUGACGUUUACGAAGAAGAUGGGACCUUAGAGAGCUACCUUGCCACGCCCCAGGAAACGGGCAACACAUAUCCCAAGCCGGAAAACGCCUCACAUCCCUUGUGUCGUCGAUCGUCCUCUCCCACGACUAUCUCCAAGAAGCAAUGGAAGGGUUUCAAUGAGCAAACUCUUUUCAAUGUUCUCAUGGACCCGAAGGCUGUGGUGCAGUCUUUCACCUGCGACAAUAAACUCUACGACUCCCAGACUCUAUGGUAUUGUCUCUAUCGCAUGAACCACGUUGCAUCAAGUCUUGUUCUUCACAGCCUUUGGUUGGCAGCGGGGCGCUUGUUUGUCCCUUCACAAGACAUUCAAGUACAUCGCUUGGCUGGGGUCAGGGGCAGGAAGGUUCAACGAGGUGCCGAAGGGCUCUCAAGUGUUGAUGCAGGGUACUUGAUGUCCAUCUGCAUGCAUGCUUUGGUCGCUGCGGCGCCGGUUGUGCCUGACUCACGCACCUUGUACGAGAUGUCGCGAAUACGCUCCAACGGCCUGACACUUGCUGGCGGUACCGCGGUAGCACGGCAGCCCUCAUCUCGUUGUUUAGGGUAUGAUGAUGUUUUCUCGAACGACCUAGCCGUCAGACUUGCCCGACGAUUAUUUUGCGCAAUUACAGCCAGGCGUUGUUUUGCAGACAUGACAUGCUCUCCAGCUGCCUCAAACAUCAAAACUCCCGACCCCGAUAUCCUACAGCCUCUUGUAAGCCAGCUCGACUUUCUCAGCACGGGCUCGGCCUCGGUGCUAGAGUUCGCGCAUUCUGAACGCCUCUUGCACGAAACACGCGUUCCGACAGUGCUUCUCGAUUGGGCCCGUACCAUCAUCUUGAACGAGUGGAAUGGAAAACCCGACUUCGCCAUGGAUGGACCCUUCGGAGGAGCCUUGUCAUUCAUCGAGACCAUGCACACUAACAGAAACCUCCUCCUUCUAGGCGAUAUCCAAUUCCGUGUUGAUUACCUAUCAGACCGAUUGGACUCGGUUGAAAUGCCGGUUGACUGGUUAUCUUUUUCUUCGACGCGCUGGAGACGACAUAUCUUGGACUAUCCUUACAUAUUCAGCCCCGAUACCCUAGUCUCAUUCUUCCGCUCUAUCAAUUUCGCUCGGAUGAGUCGCGUGUUUGAGGAGUCGAGCUCUCUCAAAACUCGGAUGAGCGCCAUCAUUGACCCUGGAAGUCUCGUCACCAACCCACACCACAAGAGGGUGUUGCAAGACCUCUUGAAAACAGGCUCAUCCAAAUACCUGAUACUCGAAAUAAGUCGCAAAAAUGUUGCUCGAGAUGCGUUCGACCAACUAUGGAGGCGGGAAGAGAGGGAGCUUCUCCGCCCAUUGAAGGUGCAUUUGGGAGAGGAAGGCGGGGAAGAGGGCUUCGAUUCGGGAGGUGUUCAGCAAGAGUUUUUUCGAUUGGCCAUCGCAGAGUGCUUGGACCCUGCAUAUGGCGCCUUCACAGUCGACGAUCGGACACGCAUGGCCUGGUUUGCCCCUGGGUCACUCACCGAAGAUUGGAAGUAUGAGCUCGUCGGACUCUUGAUGUCACUGGCCCUGUUCAAUGGGCUGACCCUGCCUAUCACCUUUCCCAUGGCCCUGUACCGGAAACUACUGGGCAAGCCGGUCGCAGAGCUUCACCAUAUUGCUGAUGGGUGGCCGGAUCUGGCGAGCGGGUUGACAACACUCCUAGAAUGGGACGAAAAGGAUGGUCUGGUUGAGGAUAUCUUUGCCCGCACCUACGAGUUUUCAGUUUCUGCCUUGGGUACCAACAUCACCAGGGAAAUGUCUGCAGACAGGAGCGUGGUUUGGCCCAGGGCAGCUGCAAGCUCAGAUGAUGUCGCUCCGCCCCAGACUUCGAACCCAGACGACGCCCCCCUGGUGACGAACGAGAACCGAGAUGAUUAUGUCACUCAUUACAUUCGCUAUCUCACGGACAUCUCCAUUCGGCGGCAAUACAUUGCCUUCGAACGUGGCUUCAACGCAUGCCUAGACAAGAAAUCACUUUCUCUACUCAGCCCCUCCACUCUGCAGUCACUGGUGGAAGGCAUCCAAGAAAUUGACAUCUCGGAACUCAAACGGUAUGCACGCUACGUCGGCUGGGACGCGUCGCAUCAUACUGUUAAAGACUUCUGGUCUGUCGUGAGAAGGUACGACGAUAGGAUGAAACGCAAGCUGCUGGAGUUCGUGACAUCCUCAGACCGAGUUCCAGUUGGAGGCAUCAAAAAUCUUCAGUUCGUGAUUCAGAAAAACGGAGAGGAAGAGGGGGAUGGCGGGCACUUGCCCACGGCUUAUACAUGUUACGGGACUCUCCUUCUUCCCGAAUAUAGAGAUAAAGACGUAUUGAGGGAACGGCUCGGAAUGGCGUUGGAAAAUGCACAGGGGUUCGGCUUUGCUUGA
Fusarium falciforme is the source of this 3885-nucleotide messenger RNA. Its product is annotated as HECT domain-containing protein. Bases 1 to 3885 code for a protein of 1294 amino acids. NCBI's taxonomy places the organism in Eukaryota, Fungi, Ascomycota, Sordariomycetes, Hypocreales, Nectriaceae. Gene Ontology annotation, molecular function: ubiquitin-protein transferase activity. The record is from RefSeq and is a predicted model, not a curated record. The transcript is spliced from 3 exons.